AUGAAGUGGACACCUGAAUUUGAUCCCUCAAAGGAACCCCCUGUAGUUCCUAUUUGGUUCAAAUUCCCCAACCUACCCAUUCAGUACUUCCAUCAAAAUGUUCUUUUCAGCAUCAGUAGGGUGCUUGGCUGCCCACUGAAAAUUGAUGCCCCUACCUAUAAUAUGGCUAGACCUGCUCGUGCUAGAGUUUUGGUAGAAAGGGACAUCUCACUACCUGAUAUAGAUAGGGUGUGGAUUGGUACUUCUGAAGAAGGAUUUUGGCAGCAAAUAGUAAUGGAACAAAAGCUAGGAUAUUUUCAAUAUUGUAAAAUGUUUGGAAAUAAUGUGGAAAGGUGCUAUAGACUACACCCUGCAUCUAAAAGAAAAACUGCUGGGGUCAGAAAUAGUUAUAGACAAGUAGAAACAAAUGGAAUGGUAGUUGCAGCUGUUGAAACUGAGGUUGUUGUUAAAAAUACUAUUGGGGUUAAACCCAAUAAUGGUUCUGUGGAGCAAGAGGAAGCCAUUGGCAUUAACAGAAAUUUGAAGGGAAAUAUUAUGCAUGAUGACAACUUAAUCAGUAUUAAUCCAAUUAGAGUUGAAGACCAGAGAAUUGACAGUUUGACUGAUGUCUUAACUUAA
Molecule: messenger RNA, 618 nt
Organism: Phalaenopsis equestris
Lineage: Eukaryota; Viridiplantae; Streptophyta; Magnoliopsida; Asparagales; Orchidaceae
Exons: 1
Coding region: 1-618 (205 amino acids)
Source: RefSeq, a predicted model, not a curated record